Molecule: messenger RNA, 1029 nt
Organism: Pocillopora meandrina
Lineage: Eukaryota; Metazoa; Cnidaria; Anthozoa; Scleractinia; Pocilloporidae
Source: the annotation of a GenBank genome assembly
AUGGCAGCUCAUCCAAGUCAAACUAAAAGCCGCUGGAAAUAUUACUCAACUCAUUAUGGCCCGGAAAAAUCUCCUACGUCGUCUUCGCAAAUAUGUAGCCCAGAAGAACAAGUUUCUUCGAAGCCAAACAUAGAAUAUCCAACUUAUGGGCGGCAACGAAGUUUUUUCCCACUUGGGAUUGUCAGUGAGUGCGAUUUGAAAGAACUGCGUCCAAGUGCUGAAAGGUUGAACUCCCAGGUAAAAUGUAGGAGCUUCCCUUGUCUGUCUUCCUCCAGUCCAGCAAGAUGGGGAACAAAGUUUGUAUAUUCACCUCCCAGAAGUCCAGGAAGUGAAGAAAGCUUUGACCACGUGCAGUCAACCUUGACAAAAACUCCCGUACGCGGGAAUUUUCGGAAAAGAAUGUACAGCUGCCCGAGCACUCCUGUCAACGACUUUCUUCGCACCGAAGUUCCAAAUUUAUCAGCUAUUAUGGUACAAGCGCAGUCGGUUCCUCUUGUGAGGCGACGUUCACAACCCUCGCCGACUUCCAGGUUUAAAACAACGGCCAGUUCGACGGGAAACCCAAGCCGAUCUCUGGAACGCUCGGCCAGCCUUUCUUCCAUAGAACGUGCAGUUGCAAAGAAACCCAGCCUUGCGGAAAAAUCUAGCGAUUCACGAGAGAAUACACAAGAACUAUCUAAGUCUCUGUCAGAAAUUAAAAUCGAAGAUGGUGUAAUUGUUAUCAACAACGGUAAAGCUAUCGAUCUGAAAAUGGACAAGGCCAGAAAACAUAAUCGCAGCAACGAAGGUAGAAGAAACUCCGAAGCAGCCAAGAGUAAAAGUUAUCGAGAAUUUCAGGACGCCAUUCAAAAGUUGGAGGACGCACAGCUGAAUUUAGAAGGCGAGGUGAACGCUAAAGCAAAGACGUUCGAUACGAGAGAGAAAGAGGAGAAGUUUUUUAACGAGAAUGUACAACCACAUUUCCUAGAUUUACUUACGACUGUGAAAGGAAAGAGAAGGAAGCCUAAAGGCAAAAAAUAUAAAUGCUAA